AUGUAAAAGUAAUGAUUUAAUAUUAUUUGAAAGAGAAGAAGUGGAAUUUACAUUCAAGCAUUUAUGUUACAAAUACACUUAUGUCAAUAUUUAAGUUCUCCUAAUCACACUUUAUUAAUUUUAAUAGGCUCCUUUAGCCCUACCAUUUUCAUGUACCAUAUUGAAUGAACUAAUUAUAUGGAUUAAAUAUUCUAGAGGAUAUACAACAGAAAAUAUUGAACACAUUCUUAACAUUUUAUUUUACGUAUUUUUUCUUAUAUGAUUUAGAUAUAUGUCACACUCAUAUAUUAUUUAGAUCUAAACUACUAUAUUUUCAGCACUAUAUUUAUUUUAUUGUCUUUUAUUUUCAAAGUAUUUUGCGAUAAGAAAUAAAAUCAACAACAUGAAUAUUCAACUAUUUUAAGAUUGGUAUUUUUUAUUUAUAUGAUAGUGUAAAAUUUUAUACGAAUUUUCCUUGUUGAUAGCAUUACUUUGUAUCACAUUAAAAAUGAAUUUAUAUGUAGAGUGGACAUGGUCUUAAACCUUUUGGUGGUAUUGGAUGUUUUUAAGUGGAUUAAUUGGAUUGACAAUAACUUUUUUAUUGAUAUUAAUUUCUAAAUUAAUUAGAAUUAACAAUAGCACUAUAAUAAACCACUUUAAAAAUGAAAGUAUAUUCUGGAAUAUCUAAAUUAGUUAAAACGAUAGUAUGGUUAUUGUAUACUUCAGCUUUAAGCAGCCUAAUAGCAGCAGUUUGGAUAAUAAAUACUUUAAAUAUACUUGGAAUUAAUCUUGAGAUAAAAGUAGGAGAUUUCUAUAUGUAUUCCAUAAUAUCAAUGAAUAUUCUAAUUUUUUGUACAAUCUCAUAUGUCUUUUUCCAUUCCAUAGUUGAAUUUGUUUUAUCAAUAAAUUAAAUUGAAUCAAGAGAUUAAUCCCCCAAAACUGCAACUUAAAAUAGAGAUAAAUAAAUAAAAAAAGAGAUAACUAAAACAUCAAUUUUUAUGUAAAAACUAUCAAGUGCUUAUUUUCGAUAAAUAAAGGACUUAGAAGUUGUAGUUCUUAAAGAUACAAAUUAAAAUGAAAUAUUAACAGAGAGAAAUGUGAAUAAUAUUAUACUUUAAAAAAAUAAAAACUUCCCUCAUGAUUCAAAUAGCAAGUGUAUUAUAUGUUGUGAAAAAUCUUCUAAUGCAAUUUUAAUGAAUUGUUGUCACGGAGGAAUUUGUUAUUAGUGUGCAGUGUAAUUAGCAUAGAAGUAGAAGGAAUGCUUUCUUUGUAGAUAGAUAAUUUCUACGAUUUAUGAAAUUGAUGAAAAGGAUGUUAGUACAUUAAAAAGAGUGAUUUCAAAAACUAGAAUUUCUAAUUGA
Messenger RNA from Paramecium sonneborni, 1340 nucleotides. Lineage: Eukaryota; Ciliophora; Oligohymenophorea; Peniculida; Parameciidae. The record is from the annotation of a GenBank genome assembly.